Gigantopelta aegis is the source of this 2046-nucleotide messenger RNA. RefSeq lists its product as uncharacterized. The transcript is spliced from 8 exons. The coding region runs from base 6 to 893 and encodes 295 amino acids. The record is from RefSeq and is a predicted model, not a curated record. NCBI's taxonomy places the organism in Eukaryota, Metazoa, Mollusca, Gastropoda, Neomphalida, Peltospiridae.
UCAAGAUGCAGACAGUAGUUUUAAUUGCGAUUAUCUCGGUUUUGCCCGUCACGGUUUUAAGUGGAUGCGCAGAAAUCAGUUCCUGCAGCUCCAACUUUUCCACGGAAAGCGGAGUGGAAUGCACGAAACUUGCAGCUUAUAUCAGCUGUUUGAAGACUUCUGGGUGCCAUGCGAUCGCGCAAACCAUUACAAAUCUGGACCAGAUUUACAACAGACUUUGCGUUUCAAGCACGCCUGGCACUAACAACGCAUGGUCCUUCCUUGCUUCAUAUGUUUCUCUCAACGGUUUAUCAUACCACAGCAUCGCCAACUGUCACCCUCUGACUCAAUGCUCGUCCAGCAUGCCAGUUGAUACGACGCUCUUAUCAAAGGGAGACUAUUCCCAGAUUUGCCCCAUCUACACCCAUCGGAUAGGCUGUUGGAAGAGAGCCAGCACCAGCUGCAGUCUGCCCAGUGAACUAGCGCAGCACAUAACUAGAACCCAGUCCAUGUUGGACGCCUUGUGCAGCGUGGGAGGGGGAUCAAAGAGUUUCACCGCGUCCUUCAUCAAUCUAGUGACCAGCGGUGGAUCUGGAUUAGAAGGCUGUAAGGACGUUCUGAAGUGUGUCUUUAAAGCAUAUCCCAUGAAGGAUGGAAAACCCGACCAACAAGCUUUGCAAAACAUACAACAAGACAAGCCGGCCAUGUGUCGAAUGGCCUAUGCAUCGUUUAAAUGUAUUGUAACUGGCGAUGCCGGGUGUUCGAUCGUCGCUCAAAUGAAGCCAUACAUUGAUGCGAGCAGGAAACAGUUAAUCGAAAUGUGUGGAAAAGAUCCAAAUGGUGCAGGAUUACUGACGGGCUGGACUGUUUUGAUAUAUGUCCUUGUUGCGUUAGUCAUGAUCCUACAUUCAUAGGACAGAGAUUAAUGGAUGGAAAAGGAAAGACAAAAAUGUUGUUUAAAGACAACUGAGUGUAUUUGAGAUUACAGCUAAUUUAGUUGUCCAACAUAUUGUUAUUUCCAGAUUUGGUCAAGAGAGAAAUAUUAGAAACCCGCUGCCACCAAAUACGUCUACCGAAAACGUGAAUGCUGAUUUGUUUAUAUGUAUUUGUUUAUAGAGUUUCGUGCAACAUGUCAGAAUCCUAGCUAUUUUUGUUAGUACUGAGGGCUAUUUUUAAUUUACAUGUGCGCAAUCUUUGCACCAGCACCGCGCCAAAAUAUAUUGCACAUGGAAAACGACCCUAACUACAUGUAUAGUUCCAGAUAACGUUGUACAGGUAGAGACCUCGAUUUAUGUUUGAGGGGUUGUCGGAUCUACCUAUGUCAGUGAAUCGAUUGGUAUAUUUCCUUUACUGGGAACACAAGCCAUAAGAAUAUAUCUGUGGCUGCAGUGGAAUGUUUUUCUUCCCUCUAAAGACUAUUGUUAUACGUAGACCUAGGCUAUGAUAGUUAUGCACUUAAGGUGAUCAUAGCGCUAAGAUCGCUUUGUGGAACGAGGUCACGGUCCGAUGGAGCAUAGGGACGUGGUCUUGUAUUCAUAUAUAUACACAGUGAAACCCCUCUAAACCGGACACCCAAUUAAAAUGUCCGGGGUUUUUUCUUUUAAUAAAUCCGGUUAGAGAGGUUAUGUUCUGUAUUGAAUUUUAAAAAGGGAAGGUGAAACAAUUUCCGGUUUUGAGGGAAUUCCGCUUUACAAAGGGUCCGGUUUUGAGAGGUUUCACGAUGUGUGUGUGUGUGUGUGUGUGUGUGUGUGUGUGUGUGUGUGUGAUUGAGUCUCACUAUAGAGUAUGGUCUUCAUUUCACAUAUUAUUCUUACGCGCCUGUAGCUGCGUGGUUUAAACUAGUCCUGCGUGUCAUUAUUAAAAAGUCUAUUAUUGUCUAGCUGGUCGUUUAUGCAAUAGUUUAUAUAACCAUCAGUGUAAUUAAGUGCAUCGAUCUGAGAAAAAAUCUGCUUCCAACCAGCAAGCCAUGGAAUAUGUUCAAACUGACCUAAAUCAAUACUCUCUACUUUAUUUCAAAUUUAAGUGGUUGCUUAAUAUACAUGUAUUUUAUUAAAUAUUUUUUAUUGC